AUGGUACAAAUCGGAUACAAAAUAACAGUUGCUAAGGACCUUGGCGACAUUGAGCGACCUUUCACCGUUAUCAGAGGUCUACACUCGUACGUGAUGAAAGACGAAUAUAGUGCAGGACCAGAGGACCUAUACGAUAGUUGUUCGGCAUUCCAACAUGGAUAUCCGGCCACACCGUAUGAUUUCAAAAAUCCAGAAGACUUUAAAAAAGUUCUAAGAGAGGCUGAAGUCAAUAUCGUUGCUGUGCCUGGUCAAAAAAUCACAACCUCACAAACUCCAAACCUGGAGAAAUGUGCAAAGGAUACAGAUUUUGAACGCUCACGACCGUUGUUCUAUUUCAAUAUCAAGAGGAAGGACGGCUCAUUUUUCGAAAAGAGUGCUGCUAACGCCAGUUUCUGGGCAAGACAAUUCCCAGACAGAACGUGCGCCGAUAUGCCCCGAGUGGCAUUGGCUUACACUCAAAGAGGACUAAUCGACGUUCCAAAUAAUGCUCGCCUUUUUGUAGUGUGCACGUUCGGUGCUCCACCCAAUGUGAAAGCGGAUGAAAUGUCUGAUGAUGAUUGUCAUCCACUUGCAACAUAUGAUAAAGAUUUGCGUCAAUGCAAAUGUAAAGAAGGGCAUGAAGACUUGGCGGACACAAAGAUAUUUUUAAAGAGAGAUACCGAUUCUCAGAGGGGAAUGUAUUGCCUCAGAUGUGUGUCAAGCACAGAAAUUGACGUAUUUAUGGUAAUGGAUGUUUUCAAGGGUAGUGAAGGACGAGCCGUACGUUGCAUAUAA
This is a messenger RNA of Haemonchus placei, 774 nucleotides long. The record is from the annotation of a GenBank genome assembly. Lineage: Eukaryota; Metazoa; Nematoda; Chromadorea; Rhabditida; Trichostrongylidae.